AUGUGGUCUGCGGUGGGUGCGUGUCCGCGCAGCCGGCACCGUGUGCGGCGCAGGGCCAUUGCGGCUGUGCGUGCGGCGCUGCUUGUGGCGUUGGCGCUGUUUGCGGCGGCGGCGUGGGUGCUCGCGGCGCAUGCGGUGGUGCUGCGACUGCGGGGCGGCACGAUGGACAGGGCCAUCACGGUUGGCCGAGCCGUGGAGACGGUGCUGAUGGACGGCGUGUACAUCACGAACGGCGUGGCUGUGGUGUUCGACGUGCCGGCGAUGCUUCCCGGCGCGCUGCGCAUUGAAUUGAGGAACUGCGUGUGCGACGGCGGUGCGCAGCUCUACGUGCGGGGCUACAGCGGCGAGCCGGCGAGUGACCGGAGUCUGGAGGUGAGCGUGAGCGGGCUGUCCGGGAGCUACUGCUCGCUCGUGUUUGUGGACAACCUGCCGGCACACACGAAUGUGACGGUCCGUGACUCGACGAUUGUGACGGCGGGGCCGAUGCGCUACUCCCAACUGAGCGGGCUGACGGACGCGGUGGCGUCGCCGCUUGUGCUGCACGCGACGUCGCUGUUGCAGACGCAGCUGCGUGUGAGCAACACUGUGCUGAGGUCGUUGGACGCGGGCGGGUCGGCGGUGCAUGUUGGCGGCGGUGUGGACCUGCUGUCGAGCGCGGUGGUGCUUGACGGCGUGUUGCUGGAGGCGUCGGGCGGUCCGACCGCGUCCGCGAUGCAUGUGGCGUCCUCGUCGAUUCUCAGUUUGCGGAGCCACUCGGUGUUUUCCGUGACGAACGUGUCGGUUUUGAGCAGCGGCGGCGGCAUUGUGCUCGGAGAGCGCCUCGCGGUGGUUGACUCGGUGCUGCGCUUUGUGGGCGUCGAGGGGUCUGUUGCGUCGUCGCUGGUGCGCUGCGACGGUGGGACGGUCGGUGCCGGCGGGUGGCUGGAGCUGCGCGACGUGUGGGCGGUGGGCGAGAUGUCGUCGGUGGCGUCGCUGUCGGGGGUGACGCUGAGCGGCGGCACCGUGUCGAUUGCGCGCUGCGCUGCCACCGGCGCUACGCUUGUCUCCGGGCCGACGAUCACGAGCGGCGCCGUGUCGGUGCAGUGCAACCGUGCUGACGGCCGGGUGCUGCGGAGCAGCGGCGACUACCGCUCUGCCGGCCUGCCCUCCGUGAGCGUGGUGCCGUGCGACGGCUGUGCGGCUGCGCUGGCGUGCUUUGCUGCGCUGACGGCGUCAUUCUCCGACUGCGUGUGCGGCUGCCGUGCCGGCGGCGUGGGCGAGGCGUGCCUGCCGUUCGACGUGCCGCCUGCGAGGGCCGGCGGCGGUGGUGGCGGUGCGCAGGGCUGCGUGAGUGGCGUGACGCUGACGGAGUCCGUGACGGUUGGCGGUGGGCGUGGGACGGCGUGCUUCGACUCGAUGGUGUUCAGCGGACCGAUCACUGUGACGGUGGACCUGCACUUGAUGGACGUGUUCGCUGACGCGCUGAACGUGACGCUGCGCCACUGCGUGCUUGCGGGCGGCGCGCAGCUUCGGAUUGGUGGCCUCAGCGAGAGCACGGCGCACCUGAUGCCCCACGCCAUCGUCAACAUGACGAAUGUGACGUCGCUUGAGGGCACGAUCGUGCUGCAUGGCGCGAUGCCGCUGAACUCGAGUGUGCUGCUGGCGAACUCAACGCUGCGUGCGACGGUUGGCGGGUCGCAGUACGUGCCGACUACCCGUGGCCACGCGGGAUCCCGGUACGGCCCCGCGCUUGUCCUGGACGGCGUCCGGCUUCUGUCGACGCGGUUUGUCAUGACGCGGUCUACGCUGGUGUGUGGCGGGGGCUUGUGCGCUGCGAUCCUCGUGGAGCGCGGCCUUGUCGUGAACCUGUCCAGCGUCUUCUACAUGGACAACUGCGCUGUCAUGUCGUGGACGCACGUAAUGUACGCUCUUGCGUCGGACCUGCGUGUCGGCGGCGGCUCCGUGUUCUCCAUACAGAACAGCUUGUGGAGUGCACCGAGCACCGAUUACUACGGGGGCGCGUGCAUGUUUGAGGACGUUGCGGUGGAUGGCGGCAGCGUGCUGCAGAUUGUGUCCAGCACUUUCCGUCUGGGCUUUGCCAUGCUCAUGGCAAACACGCUGACUGUGACUGGCGGCAGCUGGCUGGUGCACCGCAACAACGAGUUCCGCACCGCCUACGUUUUGUAUGUGGCCAAGGAAAAUGGCGUGUCGUUCCGCGAUCGGAGUGUGUGGUCGAUACUGUACAACAACUUCACGUACGGUUCGUACUCGUCAACCAUAGCAAAUAUGACAAACGGUUGGUCACCACCAUCUGACUCGCGCCCGACCAUCUACGGCGUGUGCAACGACCUAAGGGGCUCACCUGUGACGAAUUACGGAGACGAGCUCAAUAUUGGAGCACCCGUGAGGGUGUUGGACCGCGGCGCGUGCACCGUGGACGCCGUGUGCUUUGCUGCGAGGACAAGCAGCAUCAGCGGCUGUGAGUGCGUGUGUGCUGCUGGCGGCUACGGCGACACGUGUCUUCCAGCAGCGGUUCCGGACUGCCUUGGGCCGCUCCCGCUCCCCGAUGCGGACGACACGGAGGUCCGCUGCGUGCACGGUGGCAUCAUCCGCUCCGUGGAAUAUCCUGAUCCCGGUGUGCGUGGUCUGUGCUUCGUCAACGUGACCUUCACCGCCGCGAUCGUGCUGGACCUGUCGUAUUUUGACGCGCCACAACAGACACUCAACAUCACGCUGCUGCAGUGCGUCCUCGUGAGCCUGUCGAUCAGAGGGAGUGGUGCGCGUGUGCACGUGAACGCGACUUCUUCGAUGCUGGAUUCUGGUGAGUUGGAGUUCAGAGGUGAUUUUGGCGCGAGCUCCCAGAUACUGGUGGUGGGCAGUACGCUUGUGACGACGUCGAGCCACGCCAUUUCCUUUGUGGAGUUUAUUUUCAGUGCAAAUUUGACGCUGCUGCUACUCGACAACUACAUCGAGGGAAAUAGGCACGCAGUCCAUUUAAUCAAUGCUGUUGUUGUUGAUGGUGGCGGGAUCAUUGUGAAGGGAAAUACGCUGAUCACAACGGAGGAGGACGACGGUGUGGAAUCAUCUGUUUGCGUUAAUGCUGUUGCUGUGAAGAACGGUGGCUACUUUGACGUGGAGAACAACACGAUGAGCUCGGUCAAUGGCGUUAUUCUUUUUGGGGAUACCACCGUGAGCUCCGCGGGGCUGCUGAGAGUGGCGGACUGCACCUUCGUUGACAGAACAGAAUCUUUUGAUCCCGCGCUGCUGUAUUUGACUGGCUCGGUGACACUCGAGGGAGGUGCGCAGUGGCGUGUGACGGGCAACGACGUGGGUGCAGCCUCAGUAUUAACUAUUCCGUAUUCCGGGCGCAAAAUUCGGCUGUCAGACAGCGGCACCACCGUAGUGCUUGCACACAACCGUCAGGUGGAGGAUAGUUGUCUCUUUGCUGAUCUGGCUCUUCUAGAAGGGAUUGUGACGUCACCCGCGCGGUUUGUGGUGGGGUGCAACUUGCAGGACGAUGAGGAGGUGUCGUACGACGAUGUGUUUCCGGAGGGCGUGGUGGUGUUCGGGUGCGGCACAUGCAACGAUGACGCGGCGUGCUACAUGCCCGGGACGGAGUCGGUGGACCGCAGCUCGUGCUCGUGCAGCUGCAAGGACGGAUGGCAUGGCGCAUCGUGUCUUCCCUUUGAGGUGCCCGACACUUUUUUGCUCCCCUUGCCGGAGAGAGCCGUCGACGACGACACGAGCUGCGUGGUGAACCAGACGCCGACGAACGUCACGCUGAACAUGUGGAAGACGCACCACUGCUACGCGGGCGUUACAUUCAGCGGCGUGGCUGCUGCGCUGACGUUUUUCCUCAACAGUAUGCCGCUGCAUCUCCCCAUCAACAUCACGCUCAGUGGGUGCACAUUCCGUGAGGGUGCCGCGCUGCAGUUUGUUGGGGGUGCUGAGGCGGACGAGUCAGCCGGCGUCCUGAUCCGCGUGAGCCAGACGGUGAUGCUGUCCUCCGCCGUUGCUUUUAUACGUGCCCUCCCGCAGCGCUGCGACAUUGUUGUCACGGAGGUUGAUGCGGUACAGACGUUUGAGGUCCGGCUGCCACACACUAGGAUCAGCAUUUGGAGCGUAUUGUUGCUGGGCGAUGUUGUGUUGAGUGCGUCGACGCUGUUGGUCAGCAACGUCAAGGCGCAUUCAAAGAAGCAUGAUGCGUUUGGUUUGUACUCGACAGGUACGCUAAAGCUGGUGGGUGGCAGUUCGCUGUACACGCGGUACUGCAGCUUUGAUGGGUACAUGCAUCUGUUUUACGUGCACAGGCUCGGUGUCUGCGAUCACUCCGUUUUUGCUUUGCUCAACAACAUAAUGUUCUCCGGGACAAGCUUCUUGUAUCAGCACUCCCGCUUAGGCGUGUCGGAUCACAGCGUGCUGCGCGUGGUGGGGAACAGCGGCUCCGUGCGCUAUGCCAUCUAUAACAAUGAAUUGUGGACCGUUGAGCAGUCAAGCUGGCUGGACUGGCGCGACAACGACGUGGAAGUGGGUGCGAUGCUCUACGACAUUGGCUCCGCUUUUGUGAGCAUUGACGGCAGCAGUGGCGUGACGCUGACGGGCUGCAAGAUGGGCUCGACGGGGUUGUCGAUGCCCCUUUUAUCUCGGGCUGACGCCGGCUACCGGUUCUUUGCCGGGUGCCUGACGGUUGCGGGACGGGAGGUGACGACGGCGGCUGAACUGGAGCUUCACGGCAUCAACAACGUGACGGCGGUUGCAGUGUGCGGGGAGCGCACGAAGGACGGCGACUGCUUUGCUCCGCUGACGACGACGGUCAUUGACUGCAGGUGCCAGUGCGCUGCUGGAGGGCACGGCGAUGUGUGCGUCCCGGCGCCUGUGCCUGCUGGUCCGCCACACCGCCGACGCCGCACCGUCACCAUCACGCCGCA
This is a messenger RNA of Trypanosoma cruzi, 4907 nucleotides long. RefSeq names its product dispersed gene family protein 1 (DGF-1), putative. The annotation marks the transcript as partial. The record is from RefSeq and is a predicted model, not a curated record. NCBI's taxonomy places the organism in Eukaryota, Euglenozoa, Kinetoplastea, Trypanosomatida, Trypanosomatidae. The transcript has a single exon.